CGCACACAUGACUAUAUUAGUAGGCGAUAGCUCCAUCAUCGAUCAAAGUCACUUUCCUCCUCAUUUGCUUAAUAUCAGCUGUACUUCUAUUGGACAAGUAAAUAAAGACGGCAUGUCGUGGCUCUUGUUUAUAGCAAGGUAUGACAGAUGUGGAACACAGGUUCAGUUUUCAGGUAAUUAUGUCGAGUACUCAAAUUCUGUGAUUCUAAAGCGAAGAGGCGAAAGUGAUAUCACUUCCAGAGAACACGAACUUGUAAUUCCAGUUAAGUGCAACCUAAAGAACUCGGGAAAGUCAUCAAUAAACUUCGAUCCGCAAGAGGACUCACUAAUUGGAGAUGCAGUUGAGAGCGAUGGAAACUUCUCUUUCGCUUUAGACAUGUAUCAGGAAGGGAACUUCACUCUUCCGUACGGUAACAACGAUUAUCCAGUUGUUGUCGAUAUUGGACAAACGAUCUACUUUGGAGCCCAUGUAACUUCUUACACUGAAGACGUAAAGUUAUAUAUUGAUUCUUGUGUUGCUACGACAAGCUCAGAUGCAUUUACAUCACCAAGAUAUGAUCUCAUCCAAUACAG
Anneissia japonica is the source of this 573-nucleotide messenger RNA. RefSeq names its product ZP domain-containing protein-like. The record is from RefSeq and is a predicted model, not a curated record. NCBI's taxonomy places the organism in Eukaryota, Metazoa, Echinodermata, Crinoidea, Comatulida, Comatulidae. The transcript is spliced from 2 exons. The annotation marks the transcript as partial.